CGACCCAGCUCUAGUUUAGGGAAACAUUUGAGAAAGCGUGCAAGUUUGAAUAUUAAAAGUUCUUUGAAAGUUUAGUUUAAAAUUAAAGAGAAUGGCAGGCAGAGGAAAUCUACUAAGCUUAUUUAAAUGUAAGAUUCUUGCUUCGGAUAUAUCAUCUUCGAGUGAUGAUCGCGCAAUCGACAGCGGUUUGGAUGUGAACCACUCAAAUACAAGUGGGGAAUCUCUUCAAUUAAAAAAGAAUAAUGAAUCUAAUCUCCUAAGCACCCUUCAAAGUAUAAACAUAUCGGUUGGUCGAGGACGUGCGCAACUUAUAAAUACGUUGAAAAACGACGACACAGUAUCAAAAGAAAUUAUACCUUUUAAAUGUCAUUCAAAUUCAACAGAAAACAAAUCCCACCCGGAACAUGAACCGACUAGUCCUAGAAAUGAUAUAUUUAAUUUCAAUGUCGUUCACGGAGCAAAAGGUUCCUCGGUUAAUUUAUCCUGCAACUAUUUACAACUAAGAGCGGAUAAAUCGAAAGGAGUUUUUCAUUAUGAGGUGCGUUUUUUUCCUCCCGUAGACUCAGUUCAUUUAAGACUGAAGUGCCUUAACGAUCAUAAAGAUAAACUUGGAGGUACCAAAACAUUUGAUGGCAAUACCUUGUACUUACCAAUUUUGUUACCAAAUCAGAUGACCGUCUUUGUAUCGAAAGUGGAAGAUGUUGAAAUUCAGAUUCGUAUUUUAUAAAAAAAGGAGGCUCUUCAGAACUGCAUCCAUUUAUAUAAUAUUUUGUUUGAUCGAGUUAUGAAAGCAUUAAAAUAUGUAAGAUUUGAUCGGAAACAGUUUGACCCAUCUUGCCCUAAAAUAAUACCACUGGCUAAACUAGAAGUUUGGCCAGGCUAUGUUACUGCCGUUGAUGAAUAUGAAGGUGGUUUAAUGCUUUGCUGUGACGUUUCUCAUCGUAUAUUAUGUCAAAAAACCGUUUUAGAUAUGCUGGUUGAUAUAUACCAACAAAACGGCGACGAUUACCAAGUAUGCGUUAGAAAGUCAUUGGUUGGAAAUAUAGUAUUAACAAGAUACAAUAACCGUACAUAUAAAAUAAAUGAGAUUUGCUUCGAUCAAAGUCCAAUGUCAGAGUUUCGAACCAAAACUGGAGCCAUAAGUUAUAUGGACUAUUACAAGCAAUACCACAAUAUACAAAUUAAAGAUAAGAAUCAGCCAUUGCUUCUUAGUAUUAAAAAAUUAAGAGCUAAACCAGAUGAACAGGAAGAAAUACAAUUUUGCUUAAUUCCCGAAUUGUGUUAUCUAACAGGACUUCGCGAUGAAAUUCGUUCUGAUAAUAAACUUAUGCGUGAAAUCGCAACAUUUACAAGAGUUUCUCCAAACCAACGGCAGCUUGCGUUAAACAAAUUUUACGAUAAUGUUUCAAAAACUCCCGCCGCACGAGAAAUUCUUAACAGUUGGGGACUUUCACUUACCAAAGACUGCAUUAAGUUAAAAGGACGACAAAUGGACAUAGAACAAAUUUAUUUUUCCAAAACGACGGUAUCAGCCGGAAAAAAUGCAGAAUUUUCCAAACAUGCUGUGAACAAUGAAAUGCUGGAAGUAAUUAACCUAAAUAAUUGGCUUAUAAUACACUUAAAGAACGAUACAAGAGCUGUGUCAAACUUACUUGACAAUAUAAAAAAGUGUUGUGGACCUCUUGGGAUUAAUGUGUGUAAACCCAUUAUAAUUUCUUUAGACCAAGAUCGAAUCGAUAGAUAUAUUGAAGCUUUACGACGAAAUAUAGCUUUGAAUACACAAAUAGUCGUCUGCAUUUGCCAUAACAGUAGAGACGAUCGAUAUUCAGCUAUAAAAAAAAUAUGUUGCUCCGAACUACCAAUUCCAUCACAGGUUAUAAAUGCAAAGACCUUAUUAAAUGAGUCAAAAAAUCGUUCUGCUGUACAAAAAAUUAUCUUACAAAUGAAUUGUAAAGUUGGAGGUUCAUUAUGGACGGUUAAAAUACCUUUUAAAAAUGUUAUGAUUUGCGGAAUGGACUCGUAUCACGACCCUUCAAAUCGGGCAAACUCUGUUGCUGCAUUUGUGGCUUCUUUGAAUUCAUCGUACACAAAAUGGUAUAGCAAAGCUGUCGUUCAAACAAAAAGUGAAGAGAUUUUGAAUGGAAUAGCUGUAAUUUUUGAAAAUGCUCUACGAAUAUAUCAAAGACGUAAUGGUUAUUUGCCGGAAAAUGUAAUUAUAUACAGAGAUGGAAUAGGAGAUGGACAGCUAACUACUUGCUUAAAAUACGAAAUUCCACAAUUUGAAGCGAUUUGUGGAGAUCGGAUCAAAGUUACAUUUAUUGUAGUUCAAAAACGAAUCAACACUAGAAUUUUUUCGGCUUGGGAAAAUAAAUUUGAUAAUCCGUUGCCAGGAACUGUCGUUGAUCAAUAUAUAACCAAAUUAAAACUCUAUGAUUUUUUUUUGGUUUCGCAAUUGGUGCGACAGGGAACUGUAACUCCUACCCAUUUUGUGGUUUUACGAGAUGACGCCAAAUAUGGACCAGAUAUUAUUCAAAAAUUAAGCUAUAAAUUGUGUUUUUUAUAUUACAAUUGGACUGGGACUGUACGAAUUCCAGCUUGCUGUAUGUAUGCUCAUAAAUUGGCUUAUUUAAUUGGACAAAGCAUUCAACGAGAUGUGACAGAUGCGCUUUCGGAAAAACUUUUUAUCUUUAAACAUUACAAACAAUGUAUGCUCACCUAAUAAAAUGGAAAAUAUUAAAUUAUCA
Molecule: messenger RNA, 2744 nt
Organism: Drosophila ficusphila
Lineage: Eukaryota; Metazoa; Arthropoda; Insecta; Diptera; Drosophilidae
Product: protein argonaute-3
Biological process (GO): regulatory ncRNA-mediated gene silencing
Cellular component (GO): P granule
Molecular function (GO): protein binding; piRNA binding
Source: RefSeq, a predicted model, not a curated record